This is a messenger RNA of Cimex lectularius (bed bug), 819 nucleotides long. It is a transcript of the gene Bka, whose product is annotated as rRNA-processing protein FCF1 homolog. The record is from RefSeq and is a predicted model, not a curated record. The transcript has 7 exons. Gene Ontology annotation, cellular component: small-subunit processome; nucleolus. The coding region runs from base 139 to 738 and encodes 199 amino acids. NCBI's taxonomy places the organism in Eukaryota, Metazoa, Arthropoda, Insecta, Hemiptera, Cimicidae.
GGUAAAAGCCAAAAGCAAGGUUUUACACUCAAAUCCCCACAUGUUGAUGUUUGUUGCCUCAGUUGGGGUGUUACUUUAUUAAUUCAUAUCGUUCGAGGAAUUUCAGCGAUUUUUGUGAUAUUUUCCAUCUAAACAAUCAUGGGCAAAAGCAAACAGGCACAUAAAUUGGCAUCCCAAAGGUUUGCACAUAUGAAGAAGAUGAUAAGUUUAAAAGACCCCAGAGUUUUGGAAAAGCUCGGGAAAAAGAAAAUAGAAAAAAAGAAACCGGAUGCAGUCAAUCAUGUACCGCAGGUGUCAUCAGCCCUUUUUUUUCAGUACAACUCGCAGCUUGGGCCUCCGUAUCAUGUUCUCGUGGACACAAAUUUCAUAAACUUCUCUAUCAAAUAUAAACUGGACAUUAUACAAAGCAUGAUGGACUGCCUUUACGCAAAAUGCAUACCUUACAUUACAGACUGCGUAUUUGCAGAAAUGGAAAAAUUGGGUAGGAAAUACAAAGUUGCUCUUAGAAUAAUGAAAGAUGACAGAUUUGAAAGACUGCCAUGCCUCCACAAAGGGACCUAUGCUGAUGACUGUAUCACACAAAGGGUGACUCAGCACAAAUGUUACAUUGUUGCUACCAAUGAUAGGGAUCUGAAAAGAAGAAUAAGGAAAAUUCCAGGUGUACCGAUCAUGUAUAUUGCUCAUCAUAGGUACACAAUUGAAAGGAUGCCUGAUGCCUAUGGAGCUCCAAGGGAGUAGUUUUAGUUUAUGCUAUUGGUUUUAUUAAGUAUAUAUAUCCAAAAUUCUUAAAUAAAAUUAACUUUUUUUUUUUUAAUUUUA